Messenger RNA from Ipomoea triloba (trilobed morning glory), 324 nucleotides. Its product is annotated as lysM domain-containing GPI-anchored protein 1-like. The transcript has 2 exons. The coding region runs from base 13 to 324 and encodes 103 amino acids. The record is from RefSeq and is a predicted model, not a curated record. NCBI's taxonomy places the organism in Eukaryota, Viridiplantae, Streptophyta, Magnoliopsida, Solanales, Convolvulaceae.
UGCUCCUAUCUCAUGGGGUGCACUCCCUACACUGACGUUAAAGUCUCCGAGGUGGCGUAUCUAUUCCAGACCGACUUAAUCGCCCUCCUCACGGCCAACGUCGUCGACAUUUCUUACACAGACAUCAAGAACCACAUCAUCCCCGCCUCUUCCUCAAGGUCUCGCUCACCUGGAAACCCCAACACCGUCAUCUCCGACCCUUCUGUCCUCAAUAUCGGAACCAACCUCUGGAUACCCUUCCCCUGCACCUACUUCAACGGCAGUGAUAACAACCUCCAUGCUAUUUACAUGUCCUACGUUGUCACCCCUGUCUCCCUUUGGUAA